GAUGGAGAGGUCAAGACCUGCUCUCGUCGUGCUCAUGUGUGUUUUGUUGUUCAGUCAGAACAGAAUCUCUGGAGCAGAAGUGGAGAUGAAAGUCAGACCAGGAGACAACAUCACUCUCUACUGUGAUCGCCCUGCAACUCUUGGUUCUCUCUUUGUAUGGAUAAGAAACUGCUCUCAUGAAAAUCAACCCUCUCUCAUAAUAAGUGUAGUAAGUUUGGACCUGGGGACACUUCAGCGUUUCAGCUCUGACUACAACCGCUCCAGUAAUUCUUAUGAUCUACAUAUUACUAACAUCAGUGUCUCUGAUCUGGGACUGUAUUACUGUGCAGAAGUAGAGAAUAAAGCAUAUGAAGAUGGACGAGGCAGGGGCUACCAAUCUAAAGUGUGCUAUUAUGGAAACCGAACAACUCGUCUCUCUUUUGCAGAGGAAGUAACUUCAUGUUCUGGACUGAACAUCACCUCCACUCCUCGUGUAUCAGACUGUGUUCUCUGCUGGACGCUGCUGUUCAGUGUGUGUCCGGUGUGUGUUCUCCUCUCCUCGAUCUGUCUGUACUGCCUCUGUCAGAGGAAAAAUACAGAUGCUGCGACAGAUCAAAAAGACCAUUCAAGAGGUAGAAAUACCAUUGAGGGUGAGGAUGAAGAGGUGUGUUAUGCAUCAUUAGACGUGAAAACCGGGAGACAAAAACGCAAGACAAAGCGAGUGCAGAGUUCAGACUUCAGUACAUAUGCUCAGGUCAGAACAGACACGGAAUAGAACUAAAAUAGAACUGAGGUGCUUUCUGAAACUUUCCAAAUAUGAUAAAGGUCAUUAUCAUGUAACAUCACAUAAUAAUACAAGGUACUUUCAUUGCAUCUCAGUAUAAAAGAUAUGUAAUUCCAUACUUGCAUAUUUGGUCACACUUUACAUUAAGUGUCUUUAACUACUAGCCUAUGUACUAAAUUUAAAUUAAUAAUGUGAUUCAGUGUCCUUAUUGUGUAAACAUGUUUUUACAAGUACUUAAAUUGAAAAAUACCUCCAUGUAAAUACAGCUGUAUUUACAUCUAUAAUUACAAUUGAUCUUUCCGUUCCACCUUAACCAACCCUUAAACUUACCCAUACCAUGAAACCUAUCCCUAAACUUACCCGAAUCCCACCUCAACAGAAGCAAAAGUGUGUUUUUAUUUAUUUAAAUUUAUUUAUUUUUUAUGUAAGUACAUAGUACAAGUUAAACACACCUAAUAUAAAAAGUGACUGGAUACUUAAACUUUUGAUAACAUUGAUAACUUUUUGUUUGUUUGUUAAAUGAGCUGU
Molecule: messenger RNA, 1291 nt
Organism: Megalobrama amblycephala (Wuchang bream)
Lineage: Eukaryota; Metazoa; Chordata; Actinopteri; Cypriniformes; Xenocyprididae
Exons: 5
Coding region: 2-754 (250 amino acids)
Biological process (GO): response to bacterium
Source: RefSeq, a predicted model, not a curated record